Messenger RNA from Solanum lycopersicum (tomato), 1913 nucleotides. The record is from RefSeq and is a predicted model, not a curated record. NCBI's taxonomy places the organism in Eukaryota, Viridiplantae, Streptophyta, Magnoliopsida, Solanales, Solanaceae.
AGGGAAUGUGAGAUUAAAAAAAGAACUAAAAAAAGGAUACACUUUAUUUUAUAAAAUAUUGAUAUUUUGACAAUUUUAAUAAUAUUUAUAAAGAAUAAUUUUUUAUUAAUUAUGUCAGGAUUUUUGACUCGAUUACUAAUUUUUCCUUCAUUCUCCUGACCCUAUCGCGUACUGUUCUUCUUUCUUUCAGAUGCGAAAUCCAGCGAUUCCGGCGCAAGUAGAGUCCCGACGCUGUUCAUCGCAAAUCGCGAGCCCAGUCCAGCGAAAUCGACCGGAGUCCGUCGUUCUCGCGUACGGAACCAGGUGUCGAAAUCUCCCGUCUCUUUCGUCCUUUGCUUCGAAUCGGAUGACUAUCUUCAUUCUUCCGUUGAGAAUUGUAGAGUGUGGUGGUGGAAGUUCUGAUCGAGUCCGGACUCGUCUCAGUUUGCUGCUCCGAAAGAGAUUGAUUAUUUUUGGAAUAUGUGCGAUCACUAUCGGUCAACGGACCAGGUCCCUUGACACAGCAAGAACAGUGCUGAAGAUUAAAUAAUAUAAAGAACACAACACAAGCAGUUUACGUGGAAACCUCCUUGCUCAAGGGAGUAAAACCACGACUUGUUGCACAGGAUUUACAACCGUCUUCACUAAUCUUCUCAAGCAAAAGUGAAACUCUGUUACAAUCAAUGUGUGAAAAAGUUAUUAAUCUCACGAUCAAGUAAUCUACCUAUUACUUGAAGAGCCUAAGCGGAUACAACACCGCCCACUAAACCACCUAACUCUAGAUGACUUAGAAUUUGACUAAGCAACAAACUAAUAUUGCCCACUAAAUCAGUUAAUCUUAACUGAUUUAGACUUUUACAAACCCAAAACAAAUAUCUGAAUCCUUUAUAGAUUAGGAACAAAUUUACAAUGUAAGUACAUAAAUACAAAGCUCUAAAUACAACAAAGAUUCUUCUUUACUCUAUCAGGUCCUUCUGUUGAGUUGAGCAAUGUUCUUCCUUGAAAAUGACCUUUUGUUCAAGCUUGUGAAUUUUCAGAGAAAAUCCAAGUUCAAUUUGCCAAGUCUCAAAUUUGUGUUUGUUGGAAAGAGAUAAUAUAAUUUCCCACAAAUUCGUUGAAGUCAUCCCAUUGGCUGAAGGGCUGCUGUUAGAAAAGUUGUGCACCUACCGCAUCAGAGAUGACAACUGUCUUUUCGUCCUUUUCACGUCUUAGUCUUGCGGGUACCAUGUCCCUUGCUUGCGGGAACCAGGUUGCAAACUUCUAUAUAAGUUCUUGAAAAGGCUUGCUGACUGACUUCUUUCUUUGGAUGAAUGAAUAUAAUAUGGUGUUUGUCAUGCUAAAAGUAUCAAACAUAAAGAGUUAUUAUCCGUUGGACAAACACCUUCCUCCAUUCUGAUUGGUGUAGUACACUGACGUCUUAUCAACCUCUCAUGACAGCUUUACAGAUGUAACCAAUUAUAUAUCUGAUGGAGGAAACUCUGUCUGGUACCAGGUCCCUGCAUUUGUGAGAUACUGAAACAUACAAUCUCGUCCACUCUUCUUAUUGGUGUAGGAUACUACACUUUCACCUACCACCUGACAUGACAGCUUUUAUGACUGUACCCCAUUUGUAUCUGGACGAGAGCACUCUGCCAGGAACUAGGUCCCCGCAUUUGUAAGAAUCAUCAAAACACGUAGAAUAUAACAAUUAUAGUCUUCCAUCCAUUCUAAUAUAACUUGAUUAUUAUUUAUAUCCUAUUUCGAACACUGGUAUGUUUUAGCCUUUUGAAGUUGUUCAUUCAAGUUAGUAUCAACAUGCUCUCAUACUUAUCAGAGUACUAUACAGUUUCUGUAUUUAUUCAGAUGGCUACUAACCCAUCCUCUGUAUCCAUCUCAGUUUCAUUCAUGUUUUAUCACUAAAUCUGUGUUUCAAUGUGAGGUUAUGUUAUUUUCAA